AUGGGCAAGCGUAUGUUGUGCAUCUUUUCGGUGUGGAAGGUUAAGAGUUUGCAACACCAGUUGCUCUCGUCGGUCAAGAAGCGCAAGCUUGCCCCGAACCUUUAUACCGAGGACGAUGAUCCGGACGAGGCGGGACCUCGUGACGCGAAUUCCUAUUUGGAUAGAUUGUUCACGCUUUGCCUGGCAUGUGCAAUGGCAGGCACAAUGGCAGUACCUGCCGCCCCGGCGGCUAUGGAGGAGGCCAGCCUUGGGGCAGACUCGACCCUGUUUGUGGCUGUUCCGGUGGAUGUUGUCAUGAUGUAUUGGUUUCGGGCCAAGCGCACCGCCGCCCUGGUCACAGCAACUCACAGGUUGUCUUGGCUUCAAGCGCGCGACCAGGAGGAGCGCACCGAAUGGGUGGCUCGAUUCCGGGACUCUCAGAAAACCCUCGGGCAGGUCAUUAAAGAGGUCUACGUUGCCCGCGACCCGCAUUGGAUCCCCGUCUCCUCGAGCACUUCCGUGGGGAGCUCCAGCCAGUUGCAAGCCCCACCUCCCCCUCCGAAAGUCGAGUCUCUCUUCCAGAUCUUGGGCACCAUUGCGGGGAAGAAGGUGGCGGCACGCAUGAAAGACGGCAAGCAGCUUUGUGGCGAAUUCCAGCGGGGCAAAUGCAACAAGAAGGACUGCACUUCCGGCGCACACCUCUGUGGAGUGGUGAUCAGGCAUGAGCGCGUGUGUGGGGGCCAGCACACACCGGCCCAGUGCAAGAACAAGGUGAAGCCUCGCCACAACAUCGAUGAGAUUGCGUCGGGGCCACCUUCGUUGUGCCAGCAUUUUCACGACCCCUCGGAGUGGGACCCAUACUGGGUCGGUGGCGAGUUGCGGUUCCCGAGCCAGGAGGAAGCGCAGGUCACAGCCCCGUUGGCCUUUUUCAUCGCAGUUUCGGCGUCUUGGUGGGCCGCCCGGCGAGGUCUGGCGGUGGUUCGGAUACACAGGCUGCCACCGGUGGAGAUCACCGGUCGGCGGGAGCCCCGAGGCGCUAUACGGUCGGUGGCCAUGGCACCCUUGGCCAUCUCUCUGGGUCUGCGGCCCGGGGCAGCCUUGACACGCUGCGCCGACUUCGUCGCGGCCGAGUUGUGGCACGAUCUCGGGGAGCUGGCGGGCCUGACCCUCCUCUCCGACACCGCCAUGGAGGCGAUUGGGCAGGCGGUACCUGUCCCUUUCCAGCAAGAGGCGGUUAUCCUGCGGUUCCGGAAGCUGUGGUUCCAGGGAUUCCGGUUCCCCAUGGUCGAGGACCUUCUCAACCAGGCCCCCUUUGACACGUUUUGCAGAUGGCUCGCACCACGGAGUGACGAGUGGGAGGGACCCCUCGUUCCCGUUGCCCCCCAACGACAGCAACGCUUUCGACAGCGCACCGCCGAUGGGUUGCAAAUCGGGGCCUCCACGCAUCGGGCUGCCUUGCCCCCUCUUUCGCCAUUCGGCCUCCAAUUGCUGCCGACAGAGCUGCAUCCUGUGCUCGACCCCGACCUUCUGUUUGCGGCGGAGGUGAACGCCAAGCGCAGGGGUGCCCUGCGACCCAUGCGCCAGCGCGCGGUGGGGGCCCUCAAAGAACUGAAGCGACGAUGGGGGCCAGUUGGCGCGCGGUUGCGUGCCCGGCAGCCACAGGCACUGCGGCGAGCCACCCAGCAGCGGGACCUCGGCUUCGAAGCGUUGAUCAUCCUGGCCAGUUGGGGAGACGUGACCUAUGCGCAUGGGCUGGUCAAGGGUCUUCCGGCGGUUGGGUUCGCACCGCCCUAUGGGGUUUCCCUGUCCAGGCCGGGCCGCUUGGACCAGGUGCUGCUCGAACAAUCGUUGGCGGAUGCGGCCCAGGGCUUCUGUUCCGAGCCGUUAUCCCAAGCAGGCGUUCAGAGGCUCUUGAAAGGCGGUCAGUCGGCGACUUCAGCGGAUUCAAACAAGCCUGUGCUUUGUUCACCGCUCCGGCCGGCCCGGCACCUCCGAGCCACCAUCAGCUACAUGUCCGAGGCAGACUUCGCGGCGGCCAGAGCCGAGGACUCCUGGCAGACAGGAGGCGAAGAUUGGCCGAACGCGUAUCGCCACUCGCCAAUGUCCUCAGAGGAAUCCCGAGCCUGUGUGGUUUGCUUCUGGCACGACGAGUGGCAACAGCCGGCAUUCCAGGUGUACGCCGGCCUGCUGUUCGGACUCCCUUUGGCGGUGACCUCGUUCAACCGCUACUCUCGUCUGGUUGAGGCCCUUGGGCGCCGCCUCGUGCUGACGAUGGUUUCCCUCUACUUCGACGACGCCACAGUGGGAGACUGGGCCUCUUCGAAGGGUUCGGGUCAGUGGGCGUUCGGGCAGCUCAACGCGCUGUUGGGUACCCCCUUCGCCGAAUCCAAACGGCAACCCAUGUCGCAUCGCGGGGAUUUCCUGGGCCUCUCGCACGAUAUGUCCCGUGCUCUCUCCGAUGGUGUCGUGCACUUUUGGCCGCGCGAUAGGUCAAGCCGCCAAGCUCUACGCCAUCCUUAUAACUUCUUCGAGCAAGGAGUGUAUGGGAAAGUCGGGGCAGGGAGCCUCUGGGCCAUUAAAGAACGGCAGUACGAAGCGGCCACGCAGAUCACUCCCGAUAUCCUUGGCAACUUCAGGUACAUCCGAGCUAUCAUUCGAGCCAAGCCUCAAAGGCAGUUACCGGUGGUGCCGUUGCCAUGCGACCGUUUCGUGUGUGCCUCGGACGCAGCCGAGGAGCCAGACACCGGCGGUACCGGUGGCUUCCUCGUGGUCUGGUUCAGUGGGGCGCACCAGACCCGCCAGGGCUUUGUAGCCGAUAUCCACCCUUGGUGGUAUUCGGUUUGGCAGUCAGCCGAGGUACACAUCGCACAGUUGGAAGUCUCCAUGGUGGCGUACGCGUUGCUAGGGCUACCGGAUCGUUUUCGGAAUCGCCGCGGCAUCUGGUUCCUUGACAACGUGGCCUCGUUGAUGGCCCUCGUGAAAGGACGAUCUUCUUCAAGAGACCUGGAGAAUUUUGCUCACAUGGUGCAUAUGUUGUUGCUUGGCCUCAACACACAGAUGUGGUUCGAGUACAUUCCGUCUAAGUCGAAUUGGGCUGAUGCCAUUUCCAGACUAGGGCGGGACGAUCCCUGGCAUGUCAGCCAGUCUUUUUCAACUUCGGUGAUCCGCUUCCCACGGGUAGUGUGGGGGCUUCCGCCAUCCGCUUUGCUCACACUGGCGAGCUUUCUCUAA
Symbiodinium necroappetens is the source of this 3210-nucleotide messenger RNA. The record is from the annotation of a GenBank genome assembly. Lineage: Eukaryota; Dinophyceae; Suessiales; Symbiodiniaceae.